AUGGAGACGGGUUCAAUUAGACCAGGCGUCAUUGGGGGAUCGAAACCAAGAGUCGCUACACCAGAAGUGGAGGCGAGAAUUGAAGAGCUCAAGAGACAGAAUCCUGGAAUAUUUUCGUGGGAAAUACGAGAAAAACUCAUCAAGGAAGGUGUGUCAGACCCACCCAGUAUUUCUUCAAUCUCGCGACUACUUCGCGGUGGUGCCCGAGACCCAGACGGCAAAAAAGAUUAUAGCAUCGAUGGCAUACUUGGAGGCCGAGGUUCUGACUCAUCAGACAUUGAUUCGGAACCGGGCUUAACACUAAAGAGGAAGCAACGUCGAUCGCGCACCACAUUUACGGGCGAGCAAUUAGAUGCAUUGGAGAGAGCUUUUCAUCGCACGCAGUAUCCCGAUGUGUAUACUCGGGAAGAACUAGCCCUGCAGACGGGUCUUACUGAAGCAAGAAUACAGGUGUGGUUCUCAAAUCGACGAGCUCGCCUACGAAAGCACACUGGUUCAAAUACAAGUCCUGGAAUUGCUGGCUAUUCAGCCUUACCGAUGCCACAAAUACCUUGUCCCUAUCCUGCUGGAGAAAUACCAUCUUUGUCUCAACACCAUUCGCAACAUCCAGAGUCCUGGCAUCAUCAAAAAUAUGCCAAUUACAAUCAACUUAUGGCCCAGUCACAGCACCUGAACCAGGCCUUCCAAAACGCUGCUUUUCCUAGUACCUCUGGUUCUACAUUUAGCCAUUUAGUUGCUGGAGCGAAUGGUCCGCCGCAUAGUCAAGUACUAGACACAGGUAUUCCAAGAAACGAUUAUGCUCGGUACCCCAACAGUGACAUUUAUAAUAAACCCAUUAAUUAUUUAUCAAAGGAGGCCCAGGGCGAUGACAAAUUGAAUACUGAAGAUGUAAUUGAGUCAAGAGAGGGUACAUUUGAAAAGCCCGCUGGAGAUGAUUACGGCAAAUCGUUACCAAAUAAUGAAUACUCUAAAGUUCCUGCUGAUUACUCAAAAGUCACAUCGGAUCCGACUGCUGCGACUGCAAACUGGAGUCCGUCUCACAACUCAUUAAAUAUGAGUUUAGCAGGUUUAUCUAGUGAAUACAAAUAUAUGAACGAUCCUUAUUCGUUUUCUAAUGUGCCUGACCCGCUUUCACAACAUAAUUACCCCAAUCCACCAAAUACUGCAAACAAAUAUUGGAUUUGA
Molecule: messenger RNA, 1185 nt
Organism: Arctia plantaginis
Lineage: Eukaryota; Metazoa; Arthropoda; Insecta; Lepidoptera; Erebidae
Source: the annotation of a GenBank genome assembly